UUUGUAGUCAAGAUACUUGGUCUUAUGGCUCUUCUGGCAACUAAUCAGGUUCUUUUCAGGAAACAUUAUUGUGUAUGUGGGCAGUCUUCCAGAGUUAGGGAGCUGAGUGGGUCAAACACCUGCCUUUGAAGACCUCAGGUUUCUAUACCAAGAGUGGCUUUAGUGUUCUGUCCACAGUGCUUAUUAAUACAGUGCCUGGUGUAUAGUAACCACUCAGUAAGUGUCAGUUACUAUCAGUAUUAUGCUUAGCUCCACCAGCCAAGAAGGUUGUUUUUAAAUGCUUUGUCUAGUUUGUAGAAUCAAAACAAUAGAUUCUUUUUUUCAGAUUUCACAUGCAAAAUUAUAUUGUGCUAGUGAAUGUGGUUUUUCAAACUACAUUUAGACACAACCCACUGUUCCCUGGAGCUUCUCAUUCUAGGUGGACACUCCCUAAUGACCACCAUUGAUCAAAGCUCUCUACCCUUCCUUCUCACUAUGCCAUCUUUCUGUCUCUAGGACUACGUGUGGCUACAGUAGCAGUAAGAGAAACUCUCAGGUUCUCUAAUGAUCUUGCUUCACCAUGGCUACAAAUAUGGAGGGGCUGGUUCAGCACAGAAUGGGGACCCAGCAGGUGGCUGAGGUACCACGUACACAGACCUCUCAGCCGGAAUCUCCAGGGAUGACCAGCCCCUCCCCGCGCAUCCAGAUAAUCUCCACCGACUCUGCGGUAGCCUCACCUCAGCGCAUUCAGAUUGUGACAGACCAGCAGACAGGACAGAAGAUCCAGAUAGUUACCGCAGUGGACGCCUCUGGAUCCCCCAAGCAGCAGUUCAUCCUGACCAGCCCAGAUGGAGCUGGAACUGGGAAGGUGAUCCUGGCUUCCCCGGAGACAUCCAGUGCCAAGCAACUCAUAUUCACCACCUCGGACAACCUUGUCCCUGGCAGGAUCCAGAUUGUCACGGACUCUGCCUCUGUGGAGCGUUUGCUGGGGAAAACCGAUGUCCAGCGGCCCCAGGUGGUAGAGUAUUGUGUGGUCUGUGGUGACAAAGCCUCUGGCCGUCAUUAUGGGGCUGUCAGUUGUGAAGGUUGCAAAGGUUUCUUCAAAAGGAGUGUAAGGAAAAAUUUGACCUAUAGCUGCCGGAGCAACCAAGACUGCAUCAUCAAUAAACACCACCGGAACCGCUGUCAGUUUUGCCGGCUGAAAAAAUGCUUAGAGAUGGGCAUGAAAAUGGAAUCUGUACAAAGUGAACGGAAGCCUUUUGAUGUGCAACGGGAGAAACCAAGUAAUUGUGCUGCUUCAACUGAGAAAAUUUAUAUCCGGAAGGACCUGAGAAGUCCUCUGAUAGCCACUCCCACGUUUGUGGCAGAUAAAGAUGGAACAAGACAAACGGGUCUUCUUGAUCCAGGGAUGCUUGUGAACAUCCAGCAGCCUUUGAUACGUGAGGAUGAUACGGUUCUCCUGGCCACGGAUUCCAAGGCUGAAACAAGCCAGGGAGCUCUGGGCACACUGGCAAAUGUGGUAACCUCCCUUGCCAACCUAAGUGAAUCCCUUAACAAUGGUGAUACUUCAGAAAUGCAACCGGAGGACCAGUCUGCAAGUGAGAUUACUCGGGCAUUUGAUACCUUAGCUAAAGCACUUAAUACCACAGACAGCUCCUCGCCUCCAAGCCUGGCAGAUGGGAUAGACACCAGUGGAGGAGGAGGCAUCCACGUCAUCAGCAGAGACCAGUCCACACCCAUUAUUGAGGUCGAAGGCCCCCUCCUUUCAGAUACUCACGUAACAUUUAAGCUCACGAUGCCCAGCCCAAUGCCAGAGUACCUCAACGUGCACUACAUCUGUGAGUCUGCGUCCCGCCUGCUUUUCCUCUCCAUGCACUGGGCCAGGUCAAUCCCAGCCUUUCAGGCACUUGGGCAGGACUGCAACACCAGCCUGGUGCGGGCCUGCUGGAAUGAGCUCUUCACCCUCGGCUUGGCCCAGUGUGCCCAGGUCAUGAGUCUCUCCACCAUCCUGGCGGCCAUUGUCAACCACCUGCAGAACAGUAUCCAGGAAGAUAAACUUUCUGGCGACCGGAUAAAGCAAGUCAUGGAGCACAUCUGGAAGCUUCAAGAGUUCUGUAACAGUAUGGCGAAGCUGGAUAUAGACGGCUAUGAGUAUGCAUACCUUAAAGCUAUAGUUCUCUUUAGCCCCGAUCAUCCAGGUUUGACUAGCACAAGCCAGAUUGAAAAAUUCCAAGAAAAGGCACAGAUGGAGCUGCAGGACUAUGUUCAGAAAACCUACUCAGAGGACACCUACCGAUUGGCCCGGAUUCUCGUCCGCCUGCCAGCACUCAGGCUGAUGAGCUCCAACAUAACAGAAGAACUUUUUUUUACUGGUCUCAUUGGCAAUGUUUCGAUAGACAGCAUAAUCCCCUACAUCCUCAAGAUGGAGACAGCAGAAUAUAAUGGCCAGAUCACCGGAGCCAGUCUAUAGUGCACACCACACACCUGUCAAGGAGCAAAAGGAUCCUCCCAGGACCGCUCACAUACAAAGAAAAUAAAGUAGUGGUAUUUUGGUAUGUGCAAAUAUUUCCAGUAUGUUAGCCAUUUCCCACCUGGUUUCUUCUUAUCUGUUAAUCCUAGACAGUAACAACUAAAAGACUAGUAGGAUCCUUUCCUGCCAUAAGAAAUGUUUUAAUGCCUUUUGAUGAAGCAGAUUUUGGAACAAUCUUUUAACUCAAUUUGUAUUUAGAAAUUCUCAAAGGGCAAAAAACUAAAAGUUUUAUAAUGUCAGAGACUAGUAUUAAAGAAAACUAAAAGAACCUAAGAGAACAGUAUGUGUGUAUAUAUAUUAAAAAUGUCCUUGGAAUUAAUAGCUACUAAUUACCAGGGUAAUAAUAUUAGCACUUUCUAAGCACUUCUUAUCAAUGCGUAAUGUUAGCAACAUCUUGCCUAUGGGCAGCGCAAGUGUAAAACUGUAUAUGUCUUGCCGAGAUGCUAAUGAUUUCUGUGAAAACGCACUAGGGUACAGGAGACAAUCAUUUAUGUUUAAGAAAAGGCAUCAUUCCUAAUUGUAUGCACACUGGUGGUGUUGAGCUAAAUUCCUCUGAAUGAAUGAAAACAUGGCCUAUCUGUAUCAUGCAGUUAAGUGGGAGUGUGGUAGUACAAUCUGUGGUGACCCAAACCAGAAGCUUUCUCAGCCGUAGAGUUGAUGCUUGUCAGGUUCCCUGACCUCUGGUCCUGGUCUGUGAGGGGCAUCUGCAGGCUCCUCUAAACGUGGGGCUCUCUUCUGAUGCCUGGUUCUCAGAAUUGGAUUGCAAGCAGUCAGACAUCAACUGCCAAUUCCUGCAGCAACUGAAAACAUCCCCACACCACCUCUGCCACUCAUGGCCCAUGGAGCCUUCUGACCAAAAAAUGCAAGGUGGGCAUUUUGAACCCUUGACACUACUUCCUGAAUAGAAUUUGGGGCGGCUGCACAUUGUUCAGAUGGGGGAGUGUGAAGAUUCCUUUCUCAGGGGUUUCCAUUCCAAAUGCCCCCUUGAGAAGGGCUUGUAUUCCUGCAGUUCGGUCAGAACUGUGCAGUGAGGUGGAGUGGGACAGGCAGGAUCUUGCUGCCGGGCCAGGGUUGUGGUAGUGAAGCUGAAUGGAAGGUUUCUCUGUUGACCCUAAAUAUCGGGGUUUUUCAGAACGUCUCCAGACUCAGCUUCUCUGUUGGCUGAGCCUUUCAGUGGUACUAGCACACCGUGCACUUUGAUUCCCCUAGGUGUGUGCCAGCAAACCACCCCUGGAGCAUUUUAGAUGAUGGAUGCAGAAGCAGGCUGCCUGCUCCUUAGAAAACAACCUUUAAUUCCCAAAGCUGUCUUCUUUCUCCUUAUAAGCUAUAGCGACCAUCAUUUACGAGAACAGAAUGCAGUUAUAAGGAAGUUAAAUCUAGAGAAGAGCACCCAUAAAUUCCCUGGAUGUGAGUAAGCAGCAAGCAUUUUUCCUGUUUGGGAAAAGUGGCACGUCCAAGCCUGGGUCAGGCCCUUUGUAUUUUCUUUUUGGAUAGCCCAGAUUAAGAAAAUACAGUGUAAGGUUAAAUUUGCAUCUGUUGAACCUUUUGAUCAGAUGAUAUCCAAAAAUAUCCAGUGCACUCCCCUGCCUCUCAGGCACUUCCUGGUCUGUCUUGGGCCCUCAGUCAAGGUGGUUGCCUCGGGUGCUAUGCAUGGGUGCCCGGCCAGCCGGCCACAGGCUUACAACAAAACAGGAUGCUUUAUUCUGAAGGAAGUGUUAGCAGCAUUUUAUGAAAGUCACUAGUGGGAAUUACAUGGGGACAGUAUCUCCAACUGCUAAAUUCCUGUUUGGAUUUAAUUAUGUCAUUUAUAGUUCAUGCCUUGGAAGCAAAUUUUGGAGAAUUCUGGGGGUGCCCAUUAUAAAAUGAUAGAAAAGAUUUAAUUUUGCCAGCUUAAAUUUUUGGUUUUCUAACUUUGAAGUGAUUUAAAUUUCAAAAUUAAGACAAAAAACUGGCCAAGACAAUGGAGUUAGGGCGAGUCUGUUUCAUUUCUGCUUGUGAAGGAUUUUAGCAGAGGGCAUUGUGAAGCAGGUUUAUGCAUCUUACACAGUGAGUUGCUUAUUUUUCUGUUCCUCUGAUUUUUGAAUGUAAGAAUGUCUGGUGAUCACGUAGCAGUUCCCUGGGAAUACAUGUUGUGUCACAUCUUUCAGAUCUGAGUUCUUGGUGUUGGUGAAAAGGUCCACACUGGCCAGCUCCCCUCAUUUCCUGGGCAGGCCCUGCGAGUCCUGUGUCCCUUAGGCUUUUAGACUCAAGUCACCUUAAGAUAUUGGGACAGCUUAGCCAAGACCUAGACUGAGGUCCUAUGCCAUGUGUUGGGAAGAGAAGGUAAUAACCAGCAGGAAGACAGUGACACUGAGAUGAGGAAGUGCCACACUCCAGCAAGACAGCCCUGGAGAAAAAUCAAUUUAGCUUUGAAAGUUGCUGAUUCUAACCUGGUCCUGCCUCGAUUCCCUCUGCUGGUGAUGGCUGAUUCCAGUGGACCAUUUUGGGCUUUGAACACACCUCAUUAGUUUCCCAGAUCCUCUUGACCUUACGUUGAAGUCGUCUUUUCCUUAAGGAUCAUCUCCACAUAACCUGAAUUCUCGCUGCCCCAAAUCAUUUCAAGCCUUUGACAGCAGGUCCAUUCCAUCUCUUGUCAAAGUGGUUAGGAGAAGUAAGCCCAAAGUCAAGAUUUAUUUAAAGGGAUCCCAAACAAAUAUUUGGGCUCAGCUUUCACAAGGCUUUUAACCCUUGUUAGUAGUUGGUGCAACUCUAGCUUUAGAAGUAAGGCCAGCCUUCUGCCCCCUGAAUCCCUGAGUGAAAUAAGCCAGUAGCAGGAUUCUUUGCCAUGUAGCCUAUUCACAUGCCCCUUCCACUGGCCUCACCAUUCCUCCCUUAGUGAGGAGAGAGAGGUACACUGGCUAAGAGAGGGGGGACAGACACACACCAUCACUUCUUGAUGAAGUGGGCUCUUUUCCAGCAGUAUUUCAGAUAAUGUUGGACAGUUAAUGUUGAAAUUUGUGGAGCUCAUUACAUAUAAUCAUAAAACAGGACAGGAGCAGACUUAGAAAAAGACCAAAUUACUCAAGCAAAUAAUACUUUCCAAGUUAUUCUUAGAAAGUACUUUUAAGGAAGUAUGUUACCACCCUUCUAACUUGAGAUUUGUGUGUGUGUGUGUUGGGGAGUUACAAUAUUUAUUGUCUGACCUCUGCCAUGAGGCUGUGGUUGGGAUUCUUUUGUUGUUUGGGUUUUUAUAUUUAAUUUCAGGUGUAGUCACUUGUUAUAAGAUGUACUAUGUAAUUGCCCUCAAUUGUCAGUAUUAAAUAUGGACUCUGUUCAGAGGCAGUUGCCACCAGCCAUGGUGAUAGCGAUGGCCAUGUCUACUCCGGCUCCCUCAUAUGGCAGCAACACCCUCACUAGAGCUGAGGCUUGUAGCCAUGCUACAUACUUACUUAGCUGUUGUGCUUAUUUGGCAGAGAGCUGCUACAGGGAGCCAAGAACUAGAAGGGCUCUAGCUGUAUCUAGUGCUUUUACUCUGGGAAAAAACCCACAUCCCAGUCCUCUGGGGCAAUUUCCAGCAGAGCAGUCCUGCUCCCAGCCUGCUGUCUGCCUGACAAGGAGCCCUUGGCUAUGGAUCCAAGUUCCAGGACCUGAUCAGAUUCAAGUCCAGAAGCUUGUUGCCCACUUUGCAGUGGAGAUGGCCUUUGUGCAAUGGGGCUGUAGAUGACCAUUUAACUCUUCUGUAAGCCCAGGUCAUUAAGUGUCAUCUUCUGACAUCCACUUUUAUCCUGGGAGGGCAGUGCCCUUUAGUCUCUAGAAAGGGCUGAACAGGCAGGGCAAAUGCCCCACAUGCUUCCUUCGUCCCACUUCCAUUCUCUAGAUUGUGCGGCUCUUCAAAAAUGUCUUAACUUGGAUGUAAAUUUGUAAAGCCAACUCCUAUCUCCUCAGUCAAGACAGAGUGGGUUUGGGUCUUUCUUUUGUACCCAGGGUUCUGGACCUCCUCACGUGUGCCUCCCACCAGCGUGCACUUCUGCAUGUCCAGCCCUGGGGUCCCUUCAGCAGCAUUGUGUGUGUACAGAUUUAUAGGCUUAUAUGACUGAAUGAAUGUACAUGUGUUUAUAUAUUCUGUAUAUGUACAGUGUAUAUAGUGUGUGUGUACAUAGAUGUAUAUUAUGUAUACAGACGUGUAGCCAUGUAUCCAAACUUUCCUUAUGUUUUAAAGAGAGUCUAUGAUAGAGUUGCUAAAGUAAAUUGAUGUAGAUGUUCGAACAUCCGUCAGCAGGAUGCAUUUGCUGAGAUUUUAACUCCAUUUUCCUUUGGGUGAGCCUGGCUGGGAAAGGCCUUGAAGUCAGAAUCUCCACUCAGCACCAGGGAAAGUUCCAGACACAAAAAAAGUCCAGGAAGCUGGAAGACAGUUUAUCCUAAUGUCCAAAACUAGGUGGCGAUCUUUAACUUGGUUGUCACACACCUAUAUGGUAUGGCUUAACUGGAAGGAACUUGGUAGGUAGAGCUGUUGGCCUUCCCAGAUACUCGCUCUGUCACAUGGUCCAGAGACGGGCAUUGUGGUCAGAGAUGCAGAAUGGUCCACGUCAUAGGGCCUGAUUCCCAGUGUGGUGGCAGUUUCCCACGCUUGCUCUGGACUCAGUCAGCAAACAGUGGGCACUGCCCUGUGACUAAAUAGCGAUUCCCAGCUCUCUAAUGCUUGAAAAAUAAGCAUGAAUGUUGAUGGCUAACUUUUAUUUCAUAUAAAAGUUACAAACCUUAAAUUACUUCUCAAACUGCAGCAUGUGAAUAAAAUCCACUGACUUAAAAUCCUUUCUGUAAAUAAUGAUUUAAAAAUUUCAGAUAAAAAUUGCAUUUUAAUAUGGGUAUGUGUGCCCUUAAAGCUACAGAUGCCAAAUUUUCCUUGUCCAGGUCUAUUCUGAUGAAUUCCGCCCCUUAAUCAGGCUUUAAACAGACAUGGCACUUGGGAGCCAGGGCCCAGCCCAGCAGUAGUUGCUCGCAGACCUGGUAAGCAGGGGCCUGCCAGGCAGGAAGAUUGAGAGCUGGCUUGCUGAAAGAAAUCACUAGAUAACUGCAAAAACUCACAUAAUCCACGAUUUUUUUUCUUUUUUAAUAAGCUAUUGAAAUGUUUGAGAACACUUCAUUGAGACCAUAGUACUCAGUGCCUUCUGUGAGACAGUGGGUUAUUUAGCCUUCAGCUUCCCCUAUUUUUGAUGUAAAGAAAACUCCUGCUACUUCUCUGGCCUCAUCCAACAGUGAUUGUUCAACCUUUCCCACGUCCUUGCCUGUCAUGACAAUCACACUAUUAAAGAUGACUUCCCAGUUAAAACACAAGUGGAAGCUUGACAGUCUCUAAAUGAAUCUUUACAAUAAAAAUUCUUCUUUGGGGCUACUUAACAGCAAUCUAAGAAUAAUAAAACUGUGAGCUUAAAAAAAAGUAUCUUGGGGGAGAUGGGAUAUUUUUAAUGCCCACCUAUACUUUCAGUUGAGAAGCAAAUAAUUUUGGUGUCUCAGUAUUUAUGCAAACAACAUAGAAAAAAAUGCUAUAAAAAAUAAAUGCUGAAAAAAUGUUCAGCAAUAUUUAGCAAUUGACUGUGAUAAAGCUUAAUAUUUGGAUAACUUUAGAAAGUAGUAGGCUUUACAUUAAAAAUAGCUCUUCCUUAGGAAAGUAUACUCAGUUAUUUCAAUGACCAGAGCAUUCAUGGACCUGAAUGCUGCUGCCACAUGCAACUCAAGUGCUGGGAUAUUUUUCUACAGUCUCCAUUCUCCCAAUUAUCUUGUAAACCAGUGUUCAGCUAGUUUUAUAACUGAAAAGCUGCACAUUUUUCAUAGGACAAACCACAGUUCUUACCUGUAGUCUGGCCUCUGUGUUGGAAUGUAGCUGCAUUACCAGCCCUUUGAAAAGACAUGUUAAAGGACAAUUCAGGUGUUAGAUCUUCUUGGGACCGUUUCUGUAACCGCUGCCCUUCACAAUAUAGAAAAUAUUAUUUAUGCCAUUACAUUUUAAUUCCAGGUUUAAAACCUGUUGAAAGCUGUAGCUUGAAAUCAGCUUUGUUUAUGCGAUGGCAUUUAAAAAGAGCAUGUUCUUUUUAAACUGAAUUUUAUAUCUAAUCAAUGUCUUCAGUCUUGAAGAAUUUGCAUUGUUGUGUUUGUAUAUAGAGUAUUGCAGUGCAUGAAUUAGCUUUAUGCAUUUUAUUAAAUGCUAUUUCAAUGUGGCAUUAUUGUUGUGGCUUAAUACUACUACCUAAAUGAGGUUUAUACUAUUAAAAGUGAAUUAAAGACUAAUGUGCAUCCUGCUCAUCAU
This is a messenger RNA of Diceros bicornis minor, 8792 nucleotides long. RefSeq names its product nuclear receptor subfamily 2 group C member 2 (gene NR2C2). NCBI's taxonomy places the organism in Eukaryota, Metazoa, Chordata, Mammalia, Perissodactyla, Rhinocerotidae. The record is from RefSeq and is a predicted model, not a curated record. Gene Ontology annotation, molecular function: nuclear receptor activity; RNA polymerase II cis-regulatory region sequence-specific DNA binding; zinc ion binding. Bases 560 to 2449 code for a protein of 629 amino acids. Gene Ontology annotation, biological process: anatomical structure development; positive regulation of transcription by RNA polymerase II; positive regulation of embryonic development. The transcript is spliced from 15 exons.